This is a messenger RNA of Erythranthe guttata (spotted monkey flower), 1235 nucleotides long. Its product is annotated as cyclin-L1-1. The record is from RefSeq and is a predicted model, not a curated record. NCBI's taxonomy places the organism in Eukaryota, Viridiplantae, Streptophyta, Magnoliopsida, Lamiales, Phrymaceae. Gene Ontology annotation, molecular function: cyclin-dependent protein serine/threonine kinase regulator activity. Gene Ontology annotation, biological process: regulation of transcription by RNA polymerase II.
AUAUAAUAACCCCCUCUCUAAUUUGAAUCUCACGCAACGACGAAUCCCUCGCCGGAUAAAAUCCCCCUCCCCUGCGCCGACGAAUCCCUCGCCGGAACAAAUUCUCCCUUCCCUGCGCCGACGAAUCCCUCACCGGAACAAAUUCGCCCUCCCCUGCGCCGACGAAUCCCUCGCCGGAACAAAUUCGCCCUCGCCCUUACGGCUUCCACCAAUUCCAUUCUCUAGGGUUACGGCGCCUAUUUAAUUUCCUGAUUCCCACCGUCUCUCUAGGGUUGUGAUCGCACGGUGUUGAAUCCCGUUCGCUAACUGUAGCGUAAUCAGGCCGGAAUUUCAGAAACAGCACCGUUUGAAUUUUCAAAAGUAGCAACCCUUUUUCAAUUUCCCGUUCAUCGUGUUCAUCAGAUUCGCGGCGGAGAGUUACACCAGCAGAACUCGGUCGAAAGGAAAACAUGGUUUAUUCAUCAAUCGACACAUUUCAUCUAACAGAUGAACAGCUGAAGAACUCACCGUCUCGUAAAGACGGAAUCGACGAAGCCACUGAAACCACGCUUAGAAUCUACGGCUGUGAUCUCAUACAAGAAUCCGGCAUACUUCUUCGGUUACCUCAAGUUGCUAUGGCAACCGGUCAGGUCCUAUUCCAUCGUUUCUACUGCAAGCAAUCGUUCGUCCGGUUCAACGUAAAGAUGGUUGCCGCCGGUUGUGUUUGGCUCGCUUCGAAACUUGAAGAAAGUCCCCGGAAAGCAAAGCACGUUCUGAUUGUUUUCCGCAGGAUGGAAUGUAGGAGAGAGAAUUUACCCGUCGAACAUUUGGAUACGUCUUCCGAGAAGUACGAUGAUCUAAAGAAAGAUUUGAUUAGAAUGGAGAGACAUGUUUUGAAAGAGAUGGGCUUCGUCUGUCAUGUCGAGCAUCCGCAUAAGUUUAUAUCGACUUACCUUGCAGCGCUGGGAACUCCCGCGGAGCUCAUACAAGAAGCGUGGAAUCUUGCGAACGACAGUCUGCGCACGACGUUGUGUGUGAAAUUUACGAGUGAGGUUGUGGCAUGUGGCGUAGUGUAUGCUGCGGCACGUAGAUUUCAAGUACCGCUACCUGAAAAUCCUCCUUGGUGGGAAGCUUUUGAUGCGGAGAAAUCGGAAAUUGAUGUAGUUUGUAGAGUUUUGGCUCGUUUGUACAGCCUUCCGAAGGCCCGAUAUGUACCUGUAUGCAAGGAAGAACGAAGGGGGUUCUUUUGCUAGGCC